Penicillium coprophilum is the source of this 897-nucleotide messenger RNA. RefSeq names its product SDR family NAD(P)-dependent oxidoreductase. The record is from RefSeq and is a predicted model, not a curated record. Gene Ontology annotation, cellular component: cytosol. Lineage: Eukaryota; Fungi; Ascomycota; Eurotiomycetes; Eurotiales; Aspergillaceae. Bases 1 to 897 code for a protein of 298 amino acids. Gene Ontology annotation, molecular function: oxidoreductase activity. The transcript has 2 exons.
AUGGAAGCACCAUUCCCUUCCCCAACCACAAAGUGGCACACCAAAGCCUACCAGUCUAUAUCACCUAGCAGGCCGGAACUUUCAGCUAAAGGCAAGACAUUGGUAGUUACCGGAGGGGGUACCGGCAUCGGUUCAGAGACUGCUCACCACUUUGCUGAAGCAGGCGUGUCACGAAUCGCCCUCCUAGGUCGCAGAGAGCAACCUCUUCUGGAAACAAAAGCCUCCAUCGAAAACAAAUUUCCACAGAUCGAGGUGUUCGUGGCCCCUACCGAUAUAACGGACAAGGACCAAGUCGAUGCAGCUUUUGCCAAAUUUGCCAUCAAGGGUUCAAUCGACAUUUUGGUUAGCAAUGCGGCUAUUAUUGGGCCACAGGAAGGCAUCAGAAAUGUGGACAGCGACAGAUUCAUUGGAGCCAUUCAAGAAAACCUCAAAGGUGCACUCGCUGUUGCCCAGGCCUUUCUCCGGCAUGCAUCAUCAGAUGCAGUCGUUAUUGAAAUCAACUCGUCCGCUGCGCAUGUGAAUUUUGGUCCUGGUUUUGCUGCCUACAGUGUCGCCAAGCUAGCAGUAUUCCGAAUUUGGGAUUCCUUGGCCUUUGCAAACCCGGACUUACGCGUCUUCCAUAUCCAGCCUGGUGUCGUGGAUACCGCGAUGAACAAAGAAGCUGGAGGGGUCAAAGCGACAGGCAUCGAAGAUCAUGUUUCUCUGCCGGCGAGCUUUUGUGUUUGGCUUGCGAGCCCCGAAGCUAAAUUUUUGAACGGCAAGUAUCUAUGGGCGAACUGGGACGUUGACGAGCUCAAGGCUAAGGCUGAGGAGAUCAAGGAGAGCAGUGAUCUUAGUAUUGUACUUGGCGGGUGGCCUUUCCAGAAUCCCAACUGGAAGACAAUGUGGAAGUCGUAG